Messenger RNA from Trichechus manatus latirostris (Florida manatee), 2586 nucleotides. It is a transcript of the gene SLC10A5, whose product is annotated as solute carrier family 10 member 5. Gene Ontology annotation, cellular component: membrane. The record is from RefSeq and is a predicted model, not a curated record. Gene Ontology annotation, molecular function: bile acid:sodium symporter activity. Gene Ontology annotation, biological process: bile acid and bile salt transport. Lineage: Eukaryota; Metazoa; Chordata; Mammalia; Sirenia; Trichechidae.
UGUUUGGAAAAUACACCAUUGUGUGAAUCCGUGGGCUGACAGACAAAAAGCCUGAUACUUCCGAUCCCUGCAUCUGAGGCCCAGCAUAUAAACUAAAUUGAGCCAACUGAAUGUCCUUGCCCAGAGCUGUGAAUAGGGAACAGUGUUACAAAAAACGAAGAAGAGAUUAGAAUUAGUUCCGGUGGCUCUCCCUUGCCCUAUGGUGGGAGCGUCCAAGUGUCUAGCAGCAGAGGCCCCUUAACCAGACUGUACCUUACGCUGUAGUCCCAGCAGCCUACUUUCCUAGAUUCCCAAGCUACCUGAUAACCAUCCAGCAAAUUAUUUUUCUACUCAAGAUGGACACCAAAAGCCAUUUCCCUGGUACUCUAGAAUUGCAGAAAAACUACUCAGCAGCAUAAGGACGGUGCCAAGGCCCAUUGUUUACGGGCCCUGCAAUUUUCUAAGUAAUGUCAACAAGGCAUGGACUAAGCUCCAGGAGGGUGGAGUCCUCAGCCAGCUCGGCCACUGUGGUGUACCCUGCCCUUAGCUCAGUGCUGGACAAACGGAUAUUCAGCCGCUGUUUCAUUUCGAUGUGAAUGAACAAAAGAGUAACACAUACCUCAACAUGCCUCCUCAUUGUCUGUCUUAGAUUUUUGGAUCCUGAUUGCUUUUAGUGUAGAUUUUUCUUAGGAAGGGAGAGAAUUAAAAAAUGAUGAUGCCAAGGUUUUACGUUCAGGUCAAUAGGAGGCUGUGUUCUCACUGGCAGAAAUGAGGAAGUCGGCAGAAAAAGAUUAGGUUUCUUUUGUGGUAAGUUGGACCUGUCAACGACCAGGGUUUUAAAAUUUUCAUAACUGCAAGUUAAACAGGUUGUGGCAGUCACUAGAUUGCUUUGUAUUUGUUUUAAAAAGUACAAUAGUCCCUCCUACUGAACUCUGAUCCAGAAAAACAAUUGUUAACCAACUAAGCAACAUCAGAACGCCACUGGAAUACCUGCGAGGACAAUGUUCUUUUGUAUUGUUAAAUUGAUUUGCAUAUACGAUUUAUUUAAGCUUUCAAAAUGAUUAGAAAACUUUGUAUUGUCUUGCUUUUGUUGUUUGUGACUCCGGGAGAAGCAGAGAAAGCAUUUCUCAGUGUUUUGAACAUAGAAAAGCCUGAAACAAAAGAGGAAACCAUCAUUGUAAGGUCAAGUUACAAAGAAAAACGGCCCAACUCCAGCUACGUCUUUGUGCUAUCAGAAGAUCCCAAAGUGCUGCAAGUGCUGAAUGUGACCAAGACCUCACUGGAUGUUACAAACUUUACCACACACCUCGUGACAGAUGAAGAAGGAGAGACCAAUUUGACCAUUCAACUGUGGGAUUCUGAAGGUAAAGAACGACUCAUUGGAAAAAUUAAGAAUGUCAAAGUCAAGGUGCUCAAACAAAUCAAAAACAAUCCUUUCCAGGCAUGAGUGCAUUUUGAUAGGAAUCUCUUCACGCUUAUUCUGCCAACGAUACUGUUAGAUAAAUGUGCAUUUGGUUGCAAGAUUGACCUGCAUGUGCUUCAAACAAUAUGGAAGACACCUUUGCCAGGAAUUCUUGGGGCAGUUACACAGUUUUUUCUUAUGCCAUUUUGUGGAUUUCUUUUGACCCAGAUUUUGGCAUUGCCUGAGGCACAGGCUUUUGGAUUUGUAAUGACCUGCAUGUGCCCAGGAGGAGGUGGGGGCAAUCUCUUUGCUCUGCUUCUGGAAGGAGAUGUCAUUUUGGCCAUGUUAACGACUUGCACGUCAGCAUUAUUGGCCCUGAUAAUGAUGCCUGUCAAUUCUUCUAUAUACAGUAGGAUGUCAGGGUUAUCAGGUACGUUUCAUAUUCCUGUUUCUAAAAUUGUGUCAACGCUCAUUUUCAUACUAUCACUCGGGACAGUCAUCAGGCUUAGAAGACCUGAGAAAGCAAACUUCCUAGAGAGAAUAACUAGACCUCUGAGUUUUAGUUUAAUGUCUAUAGGGAUUCAUUUAACGUACAGAAUGGGAUUAAUGUUUUUAAAAAGCCUAGACGUGCUUCUGUUGGGUCUGUUAGUUCCUUCUUUGGGUCUCGUGUUUGGUGGGUACUCCUUUGCUAGGAUUUGUAUGCUGCCUCUUCCAGUGCGUAAAACUGUUGCUAUUGAAAGUGGGAUACUAAAUAGUUUCUUAGCCCUUGCUAUUCAGCUCUCUUUCUCACAGUCCAAAGCAGACAUAGCUUCUGUGGUUCCUUUUACAGUAGCCAUGUGUUCCGGAUGUGAAAUGUUACUAAUCCUUCUAGUCUACAAGGCUAAGAAAAGAUGGAUCCUUAUCGUAGAAGAUAGAAGAAAAAAAUUUUCCCUAGUUUAACAAUGAAAGCAUUACUGAAUUCCUACUUUGGGUAAGGUACUAUGGAAGAUUAAAAGAAGAAAUAAAAUGAGGCCUGCUCUCAAGCCUCUUCUGAUCUGGUUGAAAACUUGACAUUAGGCAGAAAAUUAUGUAUGUAAUCCUACAUGCUAAGUCCCCAGUGAGUGGUACAAACAGUUAAAUGUUCAUAAGUUUAGAGGAAGGAGACACCUUUGGGAAUGUUUUAUAGAAUAACAUUCAAAUAUGAUACUUUAUUAUCAUCUCUUAAA